AUGGCGGUUGUCGCUACUAUCAAGUGCGUCGUCGUUGGUGACGGUGCUGUUGGAAAGACUUGUCUUCUCAUCAGCUAUACAACAAACAAAUUCCCAUCCGAAUAUGUCCCGACUGUCUUCGACAACUACGCUGUCACUGUUAUGAUCGGUGAUGAGCCAUACACUCUCGGACUAUUCGAUACUGCUGGUCAAGAAGAUUACGACCGGCUGCGACCUCUGUCAUAUCCCCAAACCGAUGUCUUCCUUGUUUGCUUUUCCGUCACCUCGCCCGCUUCAUUUGAAAACGUUCGCGAGAAAUGGUUCCCCGAGGUCCGCCACCACUGCCCUGGUGUUCCCUGCUUGAUUGUUGGCACUCAGGUCGACUUGAGAGAUGAUCCCAGCGUCCGUGAGAAGCUGUCAAAGCAGAAGAUGCAGCCAGUGCGACGAGAGGACGGUGAGCGAAUGGCCAAAGACCUAGGUGCGGUCAAGUAUGUCGAGUGCAGUGCCCUUACCCAGUACAAACUUAAGGAUGUGUUUGACGAGGCUAUUGUGGCUGCUCUCGAACCCCCCGCCCCAAAGAAGAAGUCACACAAGUGCCUCGUCCUAUAA
Molecule: messenger RNA, 588 nt
Organism: Fusarium poae
Lineage: Eukaryota; Fungi; Ascomycota; Sordariomycetes; Hypocreales; Nectriaceae
Gene: CDC42
Product: Rho GTPase
Exons: 4
Coding region: 1-588 (195 amino acids)
Biological process (GO): small GTPase-mediated signal transduction
Molecular function (GO): GTP binding; GTPase activity
Source: RefSeq, a predicted model, not a curated record